Molecule: messenger RNA, 1755 nt
Organism: Colletes gigas
Lineage: Eukaryota; Metazoa; Arthropoda; Insecta; Hymenoptera; Colletidae
Exons: 4
Coding region: 1-1755 (584 amino acids)
Source: RefSeq, a predicted model, not a curated record
AUGUCUACGGUGGCGGUUCGAGGAAAGUAUCCGUUCUUUCACCGUGAGAAUUUCACUGGCGUCGAGACCAUCGCUUCCUGCACCCAUAACACGGCCAAACGAUUGUUCAAUCCCGAGAGACGCCUCGACGUGAUAUGCAACGAGCGUGGCGAGUUGGAGGACGCCAUUGCCAGAGUCUGCACGAAGAACGCCGCCAUCUUUGUUGCUGAUCGAGCAGAACAUAUCAAACACGAACGCAUACCUAGCUACGUUGUCGUCGAGCACUAUCAAUUCUCAGACUCGCGGAGGAUCUUUCUGCCGGGGAAGCCCGCUUUACGCACGUUGCAGUACCUGUUCGUGACCAAAGCCAAAAGGUGCCAGAUACUUUCGUUCGCGCGAGAUUUACGGAACGCCGGGUAUCGAGACGUGGCGUUUCUGGCGUUCGACGACGCGGGCGUCGGCUCUGUCAUUCGUGCGAACGCAACAGGAGAGGAGAUUACAUUGCGAUCCGUGGGAUCGUGUACAGCAUUUACGAGCAAUGUGGAUCGAAUUCCAACGUUCGCCACGGAUUCCCGUAGGUACUGUCCGCGAGGUGGAUGCUCGGUGAAGUACGGAAUCGUGGCCGACGCGACGGUGAGAUUCUGGCGCAAAGAGGACACGCUGAAGCUGAAACAAAACGAAUCUCUGCAAGCGGUCGGCGGAUUGCUGGUGGAGCACUUCGGGGAUUACUAUAACAUCACCGUCGACUCGAGCGCCGGCAAUAGCAUGACCUGGCCCGACGCGAUCACGAAGCUCAUUAACCGCGACAUAGACGUGAUAGUCGGCCCCAGGCCGGAGGAUCUUGCCAUCUUCGACAACAUGGAGAUCAUCUGCUGGUACAUGUACCGCGACAUGGUGUUCGCCGGUCUGGUGCACGUCAGGACCAUCCAGAACGACGUCCUCAAGAUGCUGAUGCCGUUUCACUAUCUUGUCUGGCUGUGCGUCGUCUCGUUGCUCCUAAUUUACGUCCUGUUGUUGAUCGCACUCAGAAAGUUGUCCCACAUCGGGCUGAUCAAGGAACGCGUGAAAUACGAGUACGUAUUCUCGAUACUGAUGUCGCAGGGCGUCCACUUGCCAAGGAACAUCGGAUUGAGAUUAGUGUUGCUUCUGUGGAUCCUGUUCUCUGUCUAUUUGAGCAUCACGUACAACAGCACGUUCACCAGCUCCGUGGCCGAGGUCGAGACCGAGGAUCUGCUGAAGGAUCUCAAGCAAGUACGUGACACCGGUCAACCCCUAGGAGGACCCGAGAUCGUUCUCUCUUAUUUCAACAACUCGGACGAUCCGGCCGUAGGGGAGUUGCGAGAGAGGUACAAGGCGAUAGGAGCGGAAGAAGCACUGGAAAGCAUACUCGAGAGGGAUGGAAUCUCAGUGUUGCAACACUUCACCGUGCACAGAAUCAACUGGGACUACAGGAGCAAUCGAAGUCUACGGAUGUACGCGUUGCCAAAACCGGUGUUGAGGUUUCCGGUGUUCUUAUUCACCAGAAGAGGAUACGUUUAUCGAAGACCAUUGAGACAACUCGUUACGCGUUAUCGAGAAAUAGGGAUGAUAUAUAAAUUGGAGAACGUGUCCAUGAUCGAGGAGGACAAGCAGAUCGCCCUGAGCCAGUCCACGGAUGAAAUUCUGACCAUGAAGCAUCUCCGUCCCAUAUUCGAGAUACUUUUCAUGUGCCAGGGAAUCAGCUGUCUGUUAUUGUUCGUCGAGUUGCUGCACGAUCGUAUAUUAAAUACGUCUUGA